GCAGAGGGAAGUUAGCAACACCGCGCUAGUCCGAGUUUAACGGAGUUUAUCUGGAGGAAACGUGUCUGAUUCAGUGAAGAUGUCUAAAGCCCAAAUGCUGAGAUGUUUAGUGAAGCAGCGACUCACUGAGGCUGCUGAAGAGAUAUUUGGGCUGUUUGAAAGAACGAUAGCAGAGUACGAGGAGGAAGCUUCUAGAUUAAAAGAGGACAACGAGCGACUGAAGAAACAUCUGCACGCUGUUUUUAACCCUGAAGUCCGCAUCCAAAGAGCAGACCUACAGCAGCUGUUUGUGCUUAAAGAAGAGCAGCAGAAGGACCCCGAGUCCCCCCACAUUAAAGAAGAACAGCUUCAAGAGCCGGAGGAGGCUGACAUAAAGGUCUCUUUAACUCCUGUAAAGACUGAAGAUGAUGAUGUUCAGUCCUCACAGCUUAAUCCGAGACAAACUGAACAGAUGGAGACAGAAGUUGAUGGAGGGGACUGUGGAGGACCAGAACCUGAGAGCAAGUCAGGUCCUUCAGGACCAGAUACUGAUGAGAAGACUGAAGACUCUUCUGAGACUGAGCGUCAAAAGCAUCACCUGGUGGACAUGUCGGAUGAGGAAUACAUACCAGACUCGGAAACACAAGAUAACGAUGAUGACGAUGAUGAUUAUGAUCCAGAUGCAACCAUCCCCAAUACAGCUCGUCGGUUGAAAGCCGGACGGAUUCAAGUACAAGCAGUACUGCCUGAUGUUGGAACAUCUCAAGGGUCAAACAAAAGUAUCCCAGUUGUGCAGAGUUCAUCAAAAGGCUGCCCAUCUCUUGCGGAUCACAUGGUUUCCGAUGCUGCUGAAACAUUGAAUUCUCGCAAAGACUCAAUAAAGCAAAAGGGUGAAGUUGAGCUUAAACCACAAGUAACUCACCUGACCAUGACCAAAAAAAAUUACUGCUAUGUUUGUGGUAAACCACAAAGCAAAAUUUCCCGCCAUUUGACAACGCACAGGAUGGAUGCUGAAAUUGUAAAAGCAUUUUCCCUCCCGAAGCACUCAAAGGAGCGCAAGAGAUUAGUAGAAAAGAUGAGGAAUAAGGGAAAUCUUAGACACAACACUGCAGUCUUACAAGCUGGAACAGGGCCACUGAAAGUGAAAAGGAAACCAAAGGGUAAAGCACUAGCUGGAAAGUUUCUUGACUGUAUGUACUGUCAAGGCAUGUACAUUCAUAAGGAGCUUUGGAGACAUGCCCGCAGAUGCCCCUUUAAGCCCGAAAACACUGAACUGAACAGAGAACCCGGAAGAACAACGGUACCGGCUUUGGCUGAAGCUUGAGAAGUUGUGUCAGCGGAUCUCAAGUGGAGUGUGGGAGAUCCUUCAGCCUAGCGUGUGCUUCUGCUUCUGCAGGAGGCUGUUAAACCUGCUAACUUCAAAACGUUGGUUCUCACAGACCAACCAGCCAAGCUGCUUGUUCUUCCCUCUCACUCGUCUUGUUCCGUGUGUCCUCAGCUGGAGAUGAUUAAAAAAAAAUGGCAUGUUAAAUGGAAGCCAGGUUGUAGGGGCACUCGCUGAUUCUCUCUGCAUAGAUGGAUCUGUAGAUGUUUUGAUAAAUCUAUCUAUGUACACAUUCUGUCUCACUAUGGAGGGGGAAAACUUGCAUGCCUCCAAUUUGGUCAUCUGUUAAGAUUAUUUUUUAUAUUAAAGUGAUGGUUCCACAAAUGAUGUGUCCUGUCAGGUUAGUGUGUAUUUAUGCCAAUGUGGAUGUUGGGAUCAUGGUCCCUUUAAAGACCCAACUGUUUUUUUUAA
Messenger RNA from Pungitius pungitius (ninespine stickleback), 1774 nucleotides. RefSeq lists its product as uncharacterized. Lineage: Eukaryota; Metazoa; Chordata; Actinopteri; Perciformes; Gasterosteidae. The transcript is spliced from 3 exons. The coding region runs from base 80 to 1303 and encodes 407 amino acids. The record is from RefSeq and is a predicted model, not a curated record.